This is a messenger RNA of Podarcis muralis (Common wall lizard), 1034 nucleotides long. It is a transcript of the gene TP53RK, whose product is annotated as TP53 regulating kinase. Gene Ontology annotation, molecular function: protein serine/threonine kinase activity; ATP binding. Gene Ontology annotation, biological process: protein phosphorylation. Gene Ontology annotation, cellular component: EKC/KEOPS complex; cytosol; nucleus. NCBI's taxonomy places the organism in Eukaryota, Metazoa, Chordata, Lepidosauria, Squamata, Lacertidae. The record is from RefSeq and is a predicted model, not a curated record.
UGCAGCCCAGUACUUUUACUUGAAAGCACCGCUGGUCUCAACUAGGAAGCAAACGGGCUGCGAAGUCUUCCAGGUUCAGAUUCGGGUUUCGGCUGUUUCCGGCAAGUGCAGAUUCCGGUCUCGGUUGUUUCCGGCAAGUUCGGAUUCCGGACUCGGCUGUUUCCGCCGGCCCAACUGGCGCAGGCGCAUUCCACCUUGGAGAGAGCGGCCGUUGGCGUCCAAGAUGGCGGCUGCGCUGGCUGAGGGGAGCGCGGCCGGCGCCGAGCCUGAGGCAGCGGCUGUUCCGCCCAUGGCGGGGCUGGAGAUGGUCCAGCAGGGAGCCGAAGCCCGGGUCUACCGGGGCCUCUUCCUAGGCCGGCCAACUGUGGCGAAGCACCGCUUCCCGAAGCGUUACCGCCACCCGUUGUUGGAGGAGCGCCUGAGCCGCAGGCGGACGGCGCAGGAGGCCCGCUCGCUGCUUCGCUGCCGGCGGGCAGGGAUCUCUGCACCUGUUGUAUACUUUGUGGACUAUGUUUCCAAUUGUAUUUAUCUUGAAGAUAUUGUGGGCUCAACUACAGUCCGGGACUAUAUUAUGUCUGAACAGCAAACUAGAAAUGAUUCAAGCAACCUUAUUCUGCUAGCAGAGAAGAUUGGUGAGAUUCUGGCACAUAUGCAUGAUGAAGAUCUUGUGCAUGGGGAUCUCACAACUUCUAACAUGCUGCUACGACCACCACCAGCAAAAAAGAUGGAGCUGGUAUUAAUAGAUUUUGGACUGAGUUUUAUUUCUGCUCUACCUGAGGACAAGGGUGUUGAUUUGUAUGUUUUGGAGAAAGCCUUUUUGAGCACCCACCCGAACACAGAAGCUCUGUUCAAAGCACUCUUGAAGAAGUACUCGGCUAUAUCUAAAAAAUCGGCUCCAGUGAUUAAAAAACUGGAUGAAGUGCGGCUCAGAGGAAGAAAGAGAUCCAUGGUUGGAUAAAAGAACACUGCACUGCAAAGAGUAUUUAAAUAUCUUCAGUUAUGUUACAUCAUGAAAUAAAUUUUAGCCUUUUUCA